Molecule: messenger RNA, 1266 nt
Organism: Pseudozyma flocculosa PF-1
Lineage: Eukaryota; Fungi; Basidiomycota; Ustilaginomycetes; Ustilaginales; Ustilaginaceae
Exons: 3
Coding region: 1-1266 (421 amino acids)
Cellular component (GO): mitochondrion
Molecular function (GO): flavin adenine dinucleotide binding; acyl-CoA dehydrogenase activity
Source: RefSeq, a predicted model, not a curated record
AUGUCUCUCCGCGCACCCGCCGCCCGCCUUCUCCGCGCCGGCCCCUCGGCCCCGCGCGCCUUUUCGUCGUCGGCCGCCGCCACCAACGAGUACGAGUCGCCCUUUGGCAUCAACUCGCUCAACAAGCUCAGCGAGGAGGAGGAGAUGCUCCGCGAGGCCGUCAAGCGCUUCGCAGAGGACGUCGUCGCCCCGCGCGUCCAGGAAAUGGACGAGGCCGAAAAGAUGGACCCCGAGAUCAUCAAGGGCCUCUUUGAGCAGGGACUCAUGGCCAUCGAGACCUCGCCCGAGCACGGCGGCGCUGGAGGCUCCUUCACCGCCGCCAUCGUCGCCAUCGAGGAGCUCGCAAAGGUCGACCCCUCGGUCUCGGUCCUCUGCGACGUCCACAACACCCUGGUGUGCACCAUCAUGCGCAAGUAUGCGAGCAGGACGCUGCAGGACAAGUACCUGCCGCAGCUGUCCGAGUCGGUGCUGGGCUCCUUCUGCCUGUCUGAGCCGUCUUCGGGCUCGGACGCGUUUGCGAUGAAGACGUCGUGCAAGAAGACCGACGACGGCAAGCACUGGAUCAUCAACGGUUCCAAGAUGUGGAUCACCAACUCGGGCGAGGCGGGCUUCUUCCUUGUGUUUGCCCAGUCGGACCCGAGCAAGGGCUACAAGGGCAUCAACUGCUUCGCCGUCGAAAAGGACUGGGGCGUCGAGAUCGCCAAGAAGGAAAAGAAGCUCGGCAUCCGCGCCUCGUCGACGUGCACCGUCAACUUUGACGAGAUCAAAGUGCCCGCCGAGAACCUCGUCGGCGAGGAGGGCAAGGGCUACAAGAUUGCGAUCGAGAUCCUCAACGAGGGACGCGUCGGCAUCGGCGCCCAGAUGCUCGGCCUGGCCGAGGGCGCCGUCGACAAGGCCAUCCGCUACGCCGCCGACCGCAAGCAGUUUGGCAAGCGCAUCGUCGACUUCCAGGGCCAGCAGUUUGACUACGCCCAGGUGCUAAUGGAGAUCGAGGCGGCGCGCGCCCUCGUCUACAACGCGUCGAGGCUCAAGGAGGAGGGACGACCCUUUGCCAAGGAGGCGGCCAUGUGCAAGCUCUACGCGUCCCAGGUGGCGCAGAAGGCGUCGGGCUCGGCGAUUGAGUGGUGCGGCGGCGUCGGCUUCACGCGCGAGACGGGCAUCGAAAAGUACUGGCGCGACAGCAAGAUUGGCGCCAUCUACGAGGGCACGAGCGCCAUUAUGAAGGACACCAUCUGGCGCAUGGCCGCCAAGGAGAUGGACCUCUAG